Messenger RNA from Tigriopus californicus, 3084 nucleotides. RefSeq lists its product as uncharacterized. The coding region runs from base 350 to 1336 and encodes 328 amino acids. The record is from RefSeq and is a predicted model, not a curated record. The transcript is spliced from 2 exons. Lineage: Eukaryota; Metazoa; Arthropoda; Copepoda; Harpacticoida; Harpacticidae.
GCUUCUCCAGGUGAAUGAAUCCAUCAAUCGAUCGAUUGGCAUCAUGGUGAUCAAGUGUUGUGCCUAUGGUUGCCGCAGCGGUUAUAGUUCUAAGACGGUCGGAUGCUCAUCCUCUCUGAUUGGAUCAUCAUCAUCCCUACCUUUGAUGAAUGACGCCAAAGACCCCGAGCCUCCCGAAGGUCCCUUAGUUAGUUUUCACUCGUUCCCAAAGUUUGAGGCUGUCCGGCUCAAGUGGAUUCGUGCGGUGUCAAGACAGAACUAGGCUCCAAGUGCUCAUUCCAAAGUAUGCUCAAAAAAUUUCAAAGAUGACGAUUUUCAAACAGAGAGGAUUGACCAGGAUAAGUGGCGGAUGAAAAAGAAGGCAGUCAAUAACUCGUUGGCAUUGAAGAAUCGCCGAUUAAAACCAACCGCAGUGCCAUCCGUAUUUACAAACCGUCCAGUCUCCAUGCGUGCAAAUUUACCAAGUUCAAGAUAUACUAAAGUUUCCAUGACUCAGAGGUUUCGAAAGGAACAAGAACGCCAUGAUGAGUUGGUUAAAGGCUAUCUGGAGCAAAGAAAGGUUCAAGACUUCAAUUUUCUAGUCACUCAAAUUUCAGCAGAAAAAAUGCCCGCUAAGUUCAACCUUCUUACCCAUGAAGAUUAUCUUCUCUUCAUCUCCGUGGUAUUUGAUCAUAAUAAUGGACCUCGAAUCGAAUCUAGCUUUCAAAUUCAACCGGACCUUUCGUUUGCAUUGUUCUGUCAUGAAGCCAAGGUUUCCAGAAAUGAUGUCAAUCAUAUCUCUGCAGACGGAAAAAUCCAUUACGUUGAUGAUGUCCCAAAUAUCCUGGCUUUCCUAGCAGGUUAUGCUGCAACCAAAAAAAGUAAGCUCUUGAGCGUGGAGCAUAGAGUUGAGGAUAUUUGCAAGUUCGUGGAAACUCAAGACGAUCUCGUCGUAUCUCAGGGUAGUUUCAAUUUUUCAACAGAACAACUCAAACUUUCGUUCAAAAGUCCAAAUCAAAGACGAUACUCGCCAACCUUGCUCGCUGCUGCCUUAUUAUGGCAAAAUACCAGCCCUGCCCUGUACAAGCUUUUGUCUACCGUUGACCAAAGUGUGUGCCUUCCUUCAGUAAGACACCUCCAGCGAUUUGGACAGAACCUUUCGGUUGAGACUGGAAUCUCGCCAUCAACUGUCGAAUACUUGAAGAGCAGACUUUCAUCCUUGAAUGAACGUGAGAAAAUUCUCAGCGUCAUAUUCGACGAAGUUUACAGUUCUAGACGCUGUGAAUAUUCAAACGGCCAUUUCUAUGGCUAUUAUGAAGAACAUGCACAUCUAAGACCGUUUUGUGCUUUAUGUUGACUGGAGUUGCUUCGUCUUAUCGAGACAUUGUGUGUAUGGUUCCUCUGUCGAAAAUCAACCACAAAAUCAUCGGCCAGUGGUGGUGGAAAGUUGUUGAGGCAGUGACAGCCAUUGGAUUUCGCAUCGUUGCAUCAAUUUCUGACGGACAUUCAUCAAAUAAAAAGUUUUUCACCGAUGGGUUAAACUGUGGCGAGAAUUCAAGCUUUGUUAGGAAUCCAUUUGCUGAAGCGCCAAAUGACAAAAUAUUUCCCUUCUUUGAUACAAUUCACAUCAUUAAAGGACUUUAUACAAACCUCCUGAACAAGGGAGAAUUCGAGUGCCCAGCUUUUCAAGACCGAUGUGUUAACCCGAAGACGUCCCAUUUCUGUGAACUAUACAAAAGUGAACUUGGGGCUCCAAAUCGUUAUGCACCAAAGCUAAGCCAUAAAGUUCUUUUCCCAUUACCAAUUGAACGAACCAAUGUCAACUUGGCUGUCAAAUUCUUCCAUGAAUCGACUGAGGCAGCUUUGAAACACUUCUCUCUGGCCAAGGGACAAUUGGAAUGGGCCAUGUCAUCAGCUUUUGUUAAUAUUGUUCGUCGCUUCUUCAACUGUAUUAAUGUGUAAAGCUCCCACUUUGAGAGCCGAAAGCGUGAUGGAAGCCGAAAAGCCGUGUACAGGGAUGAUCAAAGCCAACUUGAAUUUCUCCGUGAUUUCUUGCAGUGGAUUGAAGAUUGUAUGAAAAUGAAAACAAAGAAGAAAUUGUCAUCAGAAACUUUCUUCACAUUGCGCUUCACCGUCAGAGGCCUAAUAGAACUCUCCAAUUACAUUUUCAACACAACCGACUUGGAUUUCAUCCUCUUGGGAAAGAUAAACGGGGAUCCAAUUGAACGGCGAUUUGGCAUAUAUCGGCAAUUAUCUGGCGCCAAUUUCUUCGUCUCUUUAAAACAGUUCUUGGAAAGCGAGAAGAAAUUGAGAAUCUGCUCUCCCAUCCGUUUUGACAACUUGAGUGUACAAGACUUGAGGAAACUGUGUUCUGAUCGCAACAAAUCUACUAUGGAAGAAGCCAAUAGACAAUGUACCAAGCUUAUGUCACUUUUGGAUGAACCCGAUUGUGAUGCCGCUCAUGAUCUCUCAUCGCUAACUGAAAUCAAAAGUGUUGUCUAUCAUUGCUCUGGAUACAUAGCGCGAAGUUUGCAGAGACUAAACAAAUGUGAUCAUUGCAAAGAACUUUUAAUAGACAGCGAAAGGGAUGAAUUUGAAAUUGAAGAUAAGGUGUUGAAGGAUCGUUCAGUUGCGUCGUUCUUGCAAUUAUUAAAUCGAGGUGGACUAAUCUGCCCUUCAGAAUUGGUAUUUCUAACCACCCUCUUUGUAAUCAAGUUACGCAAUGAAAUCUUCAACACUGAAACGGUUAAGAAGGUUCUCAUGGAUUGUACGGAUCCAUUGACGGUUUUUGUGCUGUGUUUUGAAAGAAGACUUUAUGCCUCAACUCGGAUGCACGAAAUUCUGAACCAAUUUUGUGCCGAGGAACAUUCUUUUUUGUCGUUUGUAAAGAGCAUUGCUGAGAUGACAUUUCAUUUCACUGGUAAAAACUUUGCCUCCGAUAUCAAUGACAAUGUUCACGAGAAUAGAAAACGGGGCAGUCGUCCUCAAACUUCACCAGCCGAACGAAAAAUCAAGAAGCUGUCUAGCAACUAAUAUUACUUAUACCCAUGAAUGAGCAUUUUGAGCCCAAACCUAAAAAUAUACCACACGAAUCUUUCUCUUUAA